CGUAUUCACAUGUGUGUGUGUGUGUGUGAGAAUAGUGGUUUGUCUGUGUUAGAGCAGAUCGAAGCAGAUAACACGCCGAGUAUAUUCGGGUCAUAAGCUAUGUGGGAAACAUAUCUUACAGGAUUGCAUACUCUGAUGAUACUAAUUAUGUUGAUAACAGCCGAAUUAUAUACCAAUUAAAAGAUGCUGAUGGAUGAAUUACAAGUGGUGGUUGUGGGUGCUGGAGCCGCAGGACUGGCAGCAGCUGCUAGGUUAAGGGAACGUGGAGUUAUGGAUAUUGUUAUACUAGAAGCUGAGGAAAGGUUGGGUGGUAGAAUUCAUACUGUCCCUUUUGAAGAUGCUGUCCUGGACCUUGGAGCACAGUGGGUGCAUGGAGAAGUAGGUAAUGUUGUGUAUUCCAUGGCAAAUAAGUAUGGACUUUUAACUGCAAGUGGCACGGAAAUGCUAGAAUCGCCAUAUAUUGAUUCCACAGGAAAGAUUAUUGACAAAGAGAUCACAGAGAAAAUAAUUGGAAUCUUAUCAUUAAUUCAUAAGGCUGGUGAUACCAUGCUGAAAGAUUUCAAAGGAUCUCUUGGAGAGUAUUACACUACAGUUUUUCAGAAAAAGAUGGAAGAAGAAUUUUCUACUAGUCAUUCAACAUUGGGUCGAUAUUUCCUGGACUGGUUCCAGAAGUUUGAGAACAACAUUGAUGGUUCUGAUUCCUGGUUUGAAACAUCAGGCCGUGGUCUGACAGAAUACUGGGAGUGUGAGGGAAACCUUUUGUUGGCAUGGAAAUCCGGAGGAUAUCAGAAAGUCCUAGAUCUUUUGAUGCAUAAAUAUCCAGACAAAAAAAUGGAAGUACCUGUUGAUUGUCAUAUAAAAUACGAAAAGGAAGUGACAUAUAUCAUAUGGAAGAAUUUGCCAGGAGAUAAGGUUACUGUGGAGUGUUCUGAUGGAUCAUCAUAUACAGCAGAUCAUGUUAUAGUUACUGUAAGUCUUGGUGUGUUGAAGGAGAAAGCAUGGUCCAUGUUUUAUCCAGCAUUGCCACCACGAAAAUUAAAUGCAAUAAAGGGUUUGGCUAUUGGAUGUGUGAACAAGAUAUACCUGAAGUUUCCAUAUCGAUGGUGGCCAGAACCAUAUUCUGGUUUUAGCUUCCUGUGGACUGAUGAGGAUAAACAAACUUUCAAACCAUCAGGGAGCACGGGUAGGGGUGUUGGUGGAAAGCAUUGGCUACAAGACAUAUUGGGGUUUUAUUCUGUGGACAACCAGCCUCUUGUGUUAUGUGGCUGGAUAGUAGGACCUCCAUCACGCUGCAUGGAACAUUUAUCUGAUGAACAAGUGAUACAGGGGUGCUUUGAACUUCUGCAGAAGUUUGCUGGAAAAUGUUUUAAUGUGACUAUACCUAGGCCUGAAUGUAUGGUGAGGUCACGCUGGUCAUCAAAUCCUCACUUCCGUGGCUCGUACAGUUUUCGCAGCAUGACAUCAGACAGGCUAGGAGCAUUUGCAUCACAUCUGGCUGAGCCUUUGACCAAUGAUGAUAAGAAGCCAGUGUUGCUGUUUGCUGGUGAAGCAACACAUGACCACUUUUAUUCAACAGUGCAUGGUGCUGUGGAGUCUGGUUGGCGGGAAGCAGACAGGAUCUUCACAUAUUAUAAUUGCCAUAGUCCCAACAUAUCGGUUCUGGAUCACAUGAACUUCUACCAAGUGAUUGUUAUUGGUGCAGGAAUUGCUGGUCUUGCGGCUGCUAAAACUUUGAUAGACAAUGGACUUCAGGAUUUGAAAAUUCUAGAAGCACAGGAUCAUCCUGGAGGGCGAAUCAGCUCUGUGUUCCUGAAUGGAAGCUGGAUAGAAGUUGGAGCACAGUGGAUCCAUGGGCAGAAUAACGAAGUCUGGAAACUUGCACACAAGUAUGACUUGCUCUCCACUGUUACAUCAUCUGAGGGAGAGGGUGUAUACAUCAGAGAAGAUGGUGUUGUUAUUGAUCCAGCUCUUGUUGAAGAGGUUUGCCAAGUUGUAACUGAAAUCUUACAAGAGUGUGAAGAAUAUGCUUAUGGUUAUUGUGAUAAGAAAGUGAUACCCAAGUCUAUCGGCCAGCACCUGAAGCAGAAGUUUGAACGGUAUCUCGAAAGUUGCUCCGAGGAUUCGGAGGAGCUACAUCGCAUGAAGGAAGAACUGUAUGACUGGCAUCUGAGAUUUCAGGUUAUUGAUAAUUCAUGCACAGUUUUAGAUAAGCUGUCUGCCAAAGCUUGGGGUAGCUAUUCAUUCAGUGGUGGGACUGACUACAUAAACUUCAAAGAAGGCUAUGGCUCUUUAGUCAGGACCAUAGUAAAGGAACUUCCAGCUGGAAUGCUGUGUCUGAAUAGACCUGUAACUGCGAUUAAGUGGCAGCAGAGCAUCAAUUUGCAGGUUCAGAAUGACACAGCUUUGGAUACAAUAUGUAACAAACUGAAUGGAGUUCAUAUGACUCCUUUCCAUGUUGAUGUGCAUGGAGGUAUGGCACCCCAGACUCAUCGUAAUGGCAUUGAAUCAGGAGUUCCAAAAACUGUAGGAAAGCCUCCUGUAGUGGUUUUCUGCAGCAAUGGAACAGUGUAUACUGCUGGACAUGUCAUUGUGACCUGUUCUUUGGGCUGCUUGAAGGCAUGCUGUAAGACAAUGUUUGAACCUGAACUGCCUCAUUCUAUGAUCCAGGCUGUUCAAGACAUGGGGUUUGCUGCAGUUAACAAGAUAUUCCUUGUUUUUGAAAAGCCUUGGUGGACUCCUGACAUCAAAGGCUUUCAGUUGAUUUGGUCCAGGGACAAUAAUGUUACUCCAUCACAUAAGGAGCGCUCAUCAUGGACACGGGAUCUUACUGGUUUUGAUGUCAUUCAUGGGCAAGAAGGAGUUCUUCUAGGAUGGGUUGGAGGAAAGGGAGCUGAAUUGGUUGAAGAAAUGACAGAGGAUGAGAUUGGGCAACAAUGCAUAGAGCUGUUGAAGAAAUUCACAAUGAAUGAAAAUAUUCCUCUUCCAUGUCAGGUGAUAAGGAGUCAGUGGUACAAGAAUCCUUACAUCCGUGGAGGAUACAGCAACUCUUCAAAUAUGUGUGAUGUAUCUAGCAGAGGGCCAUCUGAUCUGGCAGAGCCUGUGUGGGCAGAAGUGUGCUAUGGGAAUAUGCCCACUGAGUGCAAGUAUCCUGUCAUUUUGCUAGCAGGUGAAGCUACCCACGAGCGUUACUUCUCAACAACACAUGGUGCAUACGAAACAGGGCAGGCACAGGCUAAAGUAAUUCUAGACUAUAUCAAUAGUCAAAGAAGUUCUUCCUUAUAAAAAAAUAAUUCUUAGCUGUCAUAAUUUUUGUUGUUGAAUUCCCAGACUUCCAUUUUAUAAACAUAAAUUUUACUGCAAUCAUUACCAAACUGCACAAAACAAAUUCUUUUAACUAUUAAAACUCCUAUACAUCUCUGUUUUUAUGAGAUGUUCUCAUUUUCCAUUUUAUCAUUCAUGUCCCCCAGUGUAAGGUAUGUGGGAUCCUCUAUGCAGUCUGAGGUUUUGUCAUAGCUGAUUUCACUGAGUAAAUAUAUACAGUAUUUGUGACAAAGACACUGCAUAUCCAUUAUUUUCUUUAGGUCCAAAACUUGAUGAUGAUGUCAUGUUGUUCAUGUUUUGUUGGUGGUUUUCACAGAAUAAGUAACCACUGAACCACUAUGUGGGACCUUGAAAUUAAGCAGUCGCUGCUCAUAAAGCCCAAAUUUAAUGUGGUGAUUUUGUGAAAGCUGUGAAUAUUGUAUUACUGCCCCUAAUUGCACUUCUCGAGUUUCUCUAGAAUCUAACUUUAGAGUAACAUGCUUUUAGUCUCUUUGCUUUGUAAUACCUAAAGACCCAUGGACAAGAUAGAGCAAGAUUUUCCAAUUUCUUAAGUCACUAUUUCGGCAGUGCUUCCCUGCGCAUGCCACUCUAGCAUUGUUUUUCCUAUUUUAUAUUUAGUUUUUAUAUAUAGUUUCUUUGGAAGUAUGUAUUUAUAUUUUUUCCCUACCUGCUAUGCAGUAACUGCAUAUUGUGUGCAUUACCAGAACUAUAAAUUACACUUUGUUCUGGUCUAAUUUGGUGCUUCUUUUUUAAUUGUAUGUAUUAUUACUUACUUACUUACUUACUCAUGGAGCUGAGCCCUUCUGGAGAAGCCGCCAAUUCUGCAGCUACUCAAG
Cryptotermes secundus is the source of this 4157-nucleotide messenger RNA. RefSeq names its product spermine oxidase. Gene Ontology annotation, molecular function: polyamine oxidase activity. The transcript has 17 exons. The record is from RefSeq and is a predicted model, not a curated record. The coding region runs from base 184 to 3282 and encodes 1032 amino acids. NCBI's taxonomy places the organism in Eukaryota, Metazoa, Arthropoda, Insecta, Blattodea, Kalotermitidae.